Mesorhabditis belari is the source of this 363-nucleotide messenger RNA. NCBI's taxonomy places the organism in Eukaryota, Metazoa, Nematoda, Chromadorea, Rhabditida, Rhabditidae. The record is from the annotation of a GenBank genome assembly.
AUGUGUGGAACGGGACAAAAAGCGAGUCAACAAAAAAUUCGGCGACUAUUGGGCAAAGCGCACAUAGGAUUGGUGUGCUCAAAGACGAUCAAUCAAUUGCUCGAUGAGUUGCCACAACAGCAAGGCAAUGCGAUCCCUUUAAAGCCGUUAGGCAGUCGCAUGAUGCUCUUUAUGGAGGUUUGUGACGAUGCAGUGGUUUUGCGAGCAGUCACUGGCGCGAUCACCGAACGUUGGUGGUAUGAGAGAUUGGUGAAUAUGACCUAUUCACCAAAAACAAAAGUCUUAUGUUUAUGGAGAAGACAUGAGGAUAAAGUACACAUGCAUAAGUUCUACACAAAAAAUGUCGAGAGCUUUAUCUCUGCA